Molecule: messenger RNA, 1995 nt
Organism: Lodderomyces orthopsilosis Co 90-125
Lineage: Eukaryota; Fungi; Ascomycota; Pichiomycetes; Serinales; Debaryomycetaceae
Exons: 1
Coding region: 1-1995 (664 amino acids)
Biological process (GO): intracellular calcium ion homeostasis; transmembrane transport; monoatomic cation transport
Cellular component (GO): membrane
Molecular function (GO): monoatomic cation transmembrane transporter activity
Source: RefSeq, a predicted model, not a curated record
AUGAAACUACUAUAUCGCUUAUUCCAACAACAGCAACCGAAAGCUAUACAACUUCUACUAGUCACAGCUUGUUUAAUUGGACCAACUACAGCAUUUGACAUCUUCACAACCAGAUCCCCAAACCCAGAUGACGAUUCUAAUCAAUGCUCAUUUCCACAAAAAGCUCAUUUAAAUCAUUGCUCAUAUAUUGAACAAAAUUGUGAUUCCACUUAUUUCAAACUUGCUCAAUUGUACUAUUGCCAAUUCCAUAACGUCGCUUCAUUGAUCUUCAUUUCAUCUACUAUACUAUUUACAUUAUGUUUAAUCCUCCUAUCACUAAGCAUACUUGUGUCCAAUUAUUUAUUUCGUAACUUGAAUGAAUUAACUAUGAGAUUGGGAUUAAAUAACCAGAUCCUAAGUUUUAUUUUGAUACCAUUGACUAAUUCCAUUGCUGAUUUAAUUAAUUAUCAUAUUGCUUUAGAACAAGGUAGUUCAAAUUUAGUUAUUGGGCAAUUAAUGGGUAGUAUAUUGAUUAUGUUUACAAUCAUUAUUGGGUCAAUAGCUAUUUUAACUAAAGGCUUUAAAGUUGAACAUCCCAAGAUUUUGAUUAUUGAUUUAGGUUGGAUCUUGGCCGUACUUGUCCUUUUUGCAUAUGUCUUAUCAGAUGGGAAAAUUAAUCAACUAGAAUGUAUAAUCAUGUGUUUGGUUUAUGUUGUAUAUGUUGUGUUCUUGGGUAUUUUUGAUAAGGAAAAAUUGCGAGAUUAUGAUGAAGAGCUAUUGAUUGAACAUUAUGAUGGUGAUGAUGAAGAAGGAUGUCAGCAUAUCUUAGAGCAACCAUACAAUGUUGAAGAUGCAUUGGAUAUCAUAUCGAAUGAUGAACAUAGUUAUGGAUCGUUUAAAUCUAUUUCGAGAAGUGCAUCACCAAGAAAUUCGCCAAAGGGUUCUCAGUGUUCAAGCCCUUUAGGUUCAAGAGUUGCUUCUCCUUUACCUAUCAGUCCAUUGACUUCGCCAACUCCUAUGUCUCCGAUUGCACCAAAUCAAAGUUUACCAAAUAUUGAUAUCGUAGAUGAAGGUGAGGUAGAUGGAGGUAUUGUAAGUGAAGCGGUUGAUUAUUUGUCAGUGCAUUAUAUCCCCAAAGACCAUAAUUCACCAUCACCAUAUCCAUCGCGACCUCGAUCUCGUCCCUGUUCAAGACAAUCACUGUACCAUCUGCAUUUGCAACUACCACACCUGCAUUCACAUACCCCAGUUUCACUCCAUAAACGAAUAAUGACAAUCACAUUUCAACACAUUUGCAAUUUCAUUGAUUUCAUCUUUAUUUUCCUAAUUCCAUUCCAUCGAUGUAUUGAACUAGAAGAUUCUGAAUGGAAAGCUCAAUUACGACAACACAAGUACUUACCAGUGUGGUAUCUAUUUGUAACUCCAUUACUUUUCAACUAUCAGUUUACUCAAUUCAACUUGCAAUUUCUCAUCCCAAUUGUCACACUAUCAAUCCCUGUUAUAUUAUACUUGAAACGAUUCAUCAACAUAAACACCAAAAUUAUACUCAUUUCCAUUGUGGGUACAUUGAAUAGUUUAAUCAUUAUCUCCAACAUUUCCAUCUACAUCCUACAAAUGCUCAAAAAUUUGGGACUAAUUUGGAAUAUCUCCGAUUAUAUCCUCGGACUACUUGUGUUUUCAAUAAGUAACUCCAUAAAUGACGUAAUUACAAACAUAACGCUAGCUACGAAAAUCAACCCCAUAUUGGGAAUAAAUUCAUGUUUAGGUACUCCAUUGCUCAUUAUACUAUUGGGUGUUGGAUUCAAUGGGUUAUUAGUUAUACAAAAUCAAGGCGGUAAAGCAAUCAAAUUUGAUUUGAAAUCGAGUGUGAUACUUAGUACUACGGCAUUGAUUAUUACUGUUACUUUUAUUUUGAUUUAUUUACCAGCAAAGAAAUGGAAAUUUGAUCGGGCUUUGGGCAUAGUUUUGGUUAGUUGGUAUUUAUUAAUUGCCCUGGUUAAUUUAUACUUGGAAUAA